Molecule: messenger RNA, 534 nt
Organism: Lactuca sativa (garden lettuce)
Lineage: Eukaryota; Viridiplantae; Streptophyta; Magnoliopsida; Asterales; Asteraceae
Source: RefSeq, a predicted model, not a curated record
AUGACACCCGAUCAAGCGCCCUCAUAUUCCUUCCUUGAACAAUUUGAUGUCCCGUCUAACUUCAGUACCACAUCACCAACUUCUCUUUUCGAUAACCUUGACACUCGUGAGCCCAUCUCCGAAGAACAACUCACAUCGAGUUAUUCUUCACUCGCCUCACCUUCCUCGGCCCAACCUACCUCGGCCUCAUCUCCCUCGACUUCCUUUCCUCACGUUCCCUCUUCCGCCCCUGUUUAUGAUUUGGGCCAAUCCAGUUCUGAUGAGCCCACAGUCAUUCGUGACACGCCUCAUGCUUCUCCACCUACUGUGGAUCAGCCUGGUGUCAACGCACCUAGUGUGGAGGCACCCAUUUUCAAAUUUAAUUCUACUCCGACCUCUCGUGCUUCUUCUCGUCCUUCUCGUGUUCGUCCUCCGUCUACGUCAUCUCAUCCUAUGGUCACUUGCAAACAACGAGGUAUUACUAAACCGGUUCAACGUCUCAAUCUUCACGUGGAUUCUUCACCAAUACCUCGGUCUUACUUACAAGCAUUUUAG